AUGGGUGCCGAUACCCAAUCCCACCACUCGUUCAAGUCUAGGUCCAGGCCAAGGAUCUGCCGAUGGCCCGAUUGGAUCGCGCAAUCUCACGCGAAGGAAGGGAUCAAGAGCAGGCGCUUGCUCAAAUUCCGGAGCAAAUUCCUCGUCCACACGCAGUGCUUGCACGGCGAGGGCGCCGGCUCCAAGAAUCCGGCCAAGCGCAACAAAGCGGGAGGCGGUGACGCGAACGAUCGGAUUUUCAGGUGGGUUGCUGUGCCACCUCCGGAUCGCCUGCCGCUCGCCGAUCCCAAGAUCCCCGAGCCGCAAGUGUACCGGAGGAGAGUGAUCCAGAAGCGCUUGAAGAGACUGGGCGAUGCGUACGUUCGUCCAGCCAAGCUCAAGAAGCAACGGCUAGCUGCCGGGAUCGUCUACAAGCCAUACAAGUAUGGGGAUCCCGAGAAGUUGAAAGCGGCAAAAUCGUUCUUUGAGCGGAGAGCGAUGAUCCUACGAGAACUACUGGUGUCUGCGCUGCGGCGGAAGCUGCCAAGGCUCUGCUGCCAGAUCGAAAAGGUUGGGAUCUUCACCGUCUACUCGAGUUUAAGAACUAAAGAAUGGAUGAGACGAAGUUACGAAUGGGAAUUGGUAAGUUCUUUAUGGUUCUUUCGUGAAGCAUGGUUGAUACUUUUGGCAGGCAGAAAAUUAGAACAUCUCAAUACUCAGAAACUACCGGUGUUCCGCAGCUUUUUUAUUUCACAGUUUUCUUUUCCCUUUCUUCUGAAGUUUGUUCCCAUAUCGGAUACGCUGCGACGACAAACGAUUUGAAUCAAACGAAUAACACGAAGAGCUUCAUACGAA
Molecule: messenger RNA, 834 nt
Organism: Selaginella moellendorffii
Lineage: Eukaryota; Viridiplantae; Streptophyta; Lycopodiopsida; Selaginellales; Selaginellaceae
Exons: 3
Coding region: 1-801 (266 amino acids)
Source: RefSeq, a predicted model, not a curated record